AUGAGGAGAGCGGGAGUGAGGGUUUUAGGAGAUUCUAAUGGUGGAGAUGAUGAAGAGGAUAAUGACGCUGAUGGUUGGAUCAUUUUCAUCAGGAUGCGCUUGGAUGUUGGGCUACGCUCUGUGGUCUGGUUGUUAUGCGGUUGGAGUAUUUGGAUGGGGGUGCCUUGGUCUAGGACACAAGAGGAUGUUGUUGGCGAAGGGGCUGUUAGAGUUUCUGAUUGGAUUGAGGAUUUUCCUAUAGAGUUGGCCCAAUCUUCUUUAGAGGUGAAGGUGGAUGGUGUUGGAGAUGACCUAUCUUCUAUUGAGGUGAAGGUGGAUGCUGCAGUUGAGACUGAGAAAUGUUGUUGGGAAGCUGAUGAUGUGUUGUCUCUUGACUGUUUGGGAGCAAAGACUGAUCUUCAUACUGGUUUCCUUCCUUAUUCUCCUAUUGAGGUGGAGAGGAUGAGGAAAGAGAUGGAAUUUAAUGGAGCUUCAUUGAUUACAAUUUUAGUGGUACUCAGUAGUGUUGGCGCAAUCUACGCAUCUAAUCCUGAUAUUCUCACUGAUUUCAUUGUUCCGGCUGGGCAGAACCCACUUAAUUUGACUGGCAGUUUCUUCACUUCCACGGGAUUUCGAGAUGUGCUAAAAAGCAAUUUAACAGGGCAGACAGCAGUAAAAGUGAUGAAGGCAUUGAGGGCAGAGUUUCCGGCGCUAAAUGGGUUGGUCGUGUCAAUGGCGGUGCUGCAGUUCCCGGCGGGCGGACUGAACCCUCCUCACACUCACCCCCAUGCUUCAAAACUUCUAUUUCUUGUGGAUGGAUCUCUCCUCGUUGGAGUUGUAGACACCACGAGAAAGCUGUUCACGCAAACCCUCACUAAAGGGGAUUUAUUUGUGUUUCCAAAAGGACUCCUCCAUUACCAACUGAACACGGAUGCUGACAACGAGGCCUUGGCUAUUUUUGCAUUUGGAAGCGCCAAUGCAGGGACUGUGUUAGUCCCUUCUACUCUCUUCACAACCGGUAUCCCCAACGAUGUUCUGGCCAAAUCAUUUAGGACAAACACACAGACUAUCGAGCUGCUCAAGGGUGGCCUUAAAAGUACCUGA
Cryptomeria japonica (Japanese cedar) is the source of this 1083-nucleotide messenger RNA. Its product is annotated as germin-like protein 9-3. The record is from RefSeq and is a predicted model, not a curated record. Bases 1 to 1083 code for a protein of 360 amino acids. The transcript is spliced from 3 exons. Lineage: Eukaryota; Viridiplantae; Streptophyta; Pinopsida; Cupressales; Cupressaceae. Gene Ontology annotation, molecular function: manganese ion binding. Gene Ontology annotation, cellular component: cell wall.